ACGAGACUCCCGAUCUGCCACCUUACCCACCCUUCGAGUUGCGUCCGCUAGAGAGUUGGCUCGGCGAGCCAUAGGGGUGAAUGCUGUAUCCCCGGCUUGAUCUGAGCGGAACUCUGUGAGCCUUUCUACCUCGAGUGUGCCUGGGAGUACAUCUUGCUGUCUGACUUAAAUCCUUACUGCUUUAGAGCACGCCCCUUCGACAGCCAGGGUGGGGCCCAGAUCGAACCUGGCCCUCCUUCCCCCAUCUGCCUUUAGGUCGCUGAUCUGCCAGGAUCUUAUGCUGCAGUGAGGGUCCAGAGCUGGCACCACAGAAUCUGGGCAACCCCUUCCACUCACCCAUGCCCACUCCACAUGAGGCUGAGAAACAGCACACAGGGCCAGAGGAGGCAGACAGGCCUCCCUCGAUGUCCAGCCAUGAUGCAGCCCCCUCAGGACCUUCCAGUCGAAAUCCCUGCUGCUUAUGCUGGUGCUGCUGCUGUAGCUGUUCCUGGAACCAAGAACGGCAACGAGCUUGGCAGGUUUCUCGGGAAAGCAAGCUGCAACCCCUCCCCAGCUGUGAAGUCUGCACUCCACCAAGCCCUGAGGAAGUACAGAGCUGGGCACAGUCUUUUGACAAGUUGAUGCAUAGCCCCACGGGCCGCAGUGUAUUCCGGGCAUUCCUGCGCACAGAAUACAGUGAAGAGAACAUGCUCUUCUGGCUGGCUUGUGAGGAGUUGAAAGCAGAGGCCAACCAACAUGUGGUGGAUGAGAAGGCGCGACUUAUCUAUGAGGACUACGUAUCUAUCCUGUCCCCCAAGGAGGUAAGCCUGGACUCCCGUGUUCGAGAAGGCAUCAAUAGGAAGAUGCAAGAGCCAUCGCCACACACAUUCGAUGAUGCACAGCUGCAGAUCUACACCCUCAUGCACCGGGACUCCUACCCUCGUUUCCUUACCUCCCCCACCUACCGUUCUCUAUUACUCCAGGGGGCCCCACAGUCCUCUGAGGCCUAGGUCAUUUGUCACACAGAUGUUCUAAUCCCAUGGGCAGCCUAGAGGCUAGCCCUGUCUCACUUGGCUGGAAAUAGACUCAGUCCCAGUGGCAACUGCAAUGUUCUGCUCUGUCCUAGCCUGCUCCUACUGGGGGUUCUCAUAGAUGGUGCCUCAGACCACCCCCCCCAGUCAUGUGCCCAGGAGAUGUUCUCAUGGAGAAAACCCUUUAUGCCAACAGGUUUGAAGCAGGAGAACUGUUAAUUCAGAACCAGAUGUAGGACCUCAGAGUCAGACUCAAAUGAAGAGCCCCUUUAUAUUUUAUAUAUUAACUUUAAAGUUGGAAAUAUGUCCUUACUGUAUGUUUUAUCAAAAGAAAAAAAGAGACCUUUCACA
This is a messenger RNA of Grammomys surdaster, 1361 nucleotides long. RefSeq names its product regulator of G protein signaling 19 (gene Rgs19). Lineage: Eukaryota; Metazoa; Chordata; Mammalia; Rodentia; Muridae. The transcript is spliced from 6 exons. The record is from RefSeq and is a predicted model, not a curated record. The coding region runs from base 339 to 989 and encodes 216 amino acids.